Messenger RNA from Periophthalmus magnuspinnatus, 2722 nucleotides. It is a transcript of the gene st18, whose product is annotated as ST18 C2H2C-type zinc finger transcription factor. The transcript has 17 exons. Bases 74 to 2254 code for a protein of 726 amino acids. Gene Ontology annotation, biological process: regulation of transcription by RNA polymerase II. Lineage: Eukaryota; Metazoa; Chordata; Actinopteri; Gobiiformes; Gobiidae. Gene Ontology annotation, cellular component: nucleus. Gene Ontology annotation, molecular function: RNA polymerase II cis-regulatory region sequence-specific DNA binding; zinc ion binding; DNA-binding transcription factor activity, RNA polymerase II-specific. The record is from RefSeq and is a predicted model, not a curated record.
CUUGAGUCUGUUGGAACAGGCCAUAGCUCUGCAGACUGAGCAGAGACAAGCCCUGCACCAUGCCUACAGGGAGAUGGACCGCUUCCUCCUGGAGCAGAUGACCAAUGAGAGACGACACCAAAGGAUGAUGGACCUGGAGAGACUGGGCUACCACACAGGCAAAGAUUCUCCAAGAACUGAAAAAAGAGACAUAAAGUGUCCGACCCCUGGCUGUGACGGCACAGGUCAUGUGACAGGGCUGUACCCACAUCAUAGAAGUCUAUCAGGAUGCCCCCAUAAAGUCAGAGUCCCACCAGAAAUCCUGGCCAUGCACGAGAAUGUCCUGAAGUGCCCUACGCCCGGAUGCACAGGGAGGGGCCAUGUCAACAGCAAUCGUAGCACCCACCGGAGUCUGUCUGGCUGCCCCAUCGCCGCCGCUGUCAAAGUCUCCAAACCUCAAGACGAGAGUCUGAAAAACAGACAAACGCCAGACCGUUCACCCAGAACCAUUGGUUUGAUAAGGAAGUUUGAGAUGAACCAGUUAAACUACAGGCUCUCUCAUCCAGUAGCAGCCUUGCAAACAAGCCUAACGAAAGAAAUGGAUAAGUACAGCAGAAUCCGCUUUGAUUAUGCCAGCUUUGAUGCACAGGUCUUCGGCAAACAGCCGCUGAUGGGGAGCAACCAGGAGCAGGAAACGGCACAUUUCCCUGAAUCCCCUCAGCAGUACACCGGCUUUCUUGGUGCUUCAGGUCAUCUGCCCAACUCUGGCCAGCACAGUCCACCAGGUCAGUUCAAAAAAGACGAGAGUCUCCAGACAGCCGCCGCCACGGCCGCCAUCCUGAACCUGUCCACUCGAUACAGGAAGAACAUGGAGGCGGUCACUGACCGGCCUUUGGCAACGUCCACAAAGGAUAUGCCCAUAGAAGUGGACGAGAACGGCACCUUGGACCUGAGCAUGAAAAAAAGUAAAGAGCAACCAAAGGCCCCAUCCAAGCUGCCUUCUGAAGAGCUACCGUCUCCCCUGGAUGCUGCUGCGAUGGUCAAGAGCGGGAGCAUGCUCAUCACCCCCGCAUUCUACAAGCCGCUGUGUGAACGCGACACCUGGGAGAGCCACUUCGGUCCAGUCAACUUCAGCAAGCCUCAUAUUCUGCAAGAUAAAGAGGAGGAUUUUGAUCAUGUCUCUCUGGAGGAGCAGCACUACCAGGGAGAUGGGCUGAUGAGUGCCAAAGCCAAGCUGCUGUUAAGAGAUGUGAAGAAAGAACUGCUGAGCUGUCCAACCCCAGGCUGUGAUGGCAGUGGCCAUGUGACGGGGAAUUAUGCUUCACAUCGGAGUGUGUCUGGAUGUCCCCUGGCUGACAAAACACUCAAAUCACUGAUGGCAGCCAACUCUCAGGAACUAAAGUGCCCAACACCUGGUUGUGAUGGAUCUGGUCACGUGACUGGGAACUAUGCUUCACACAGAAGCUUGUCGGGAUGUCCGCGCGCCAGGAAAGGAGGCUUGAGGCUCACGCCAAACAAGGACGAAAAAGAUGAGCAAGAGCUUAAGUGUCCAGUCAUCGGAUGUGAUGGACAGGGCCAUAUAUCGGGGAAAUACACGUCUCACCGCAGUGCGAGCAGUUGUCCAGUAGCUGCCAAAAGACAGAAGGAGUCGUCCAUCAAUGGGCUGCCCUUUGCCUGGAAGGGCAAUAAACAGGAACUGCCCCAUUGUCCCCUGCCUGGCUGCAACGGCCUUGGACAUGCCAAUAAUGUGUUUGCCACUCACAGAAGAUAUGUCAUUUUUGACCUGCUGAACCACAGCUUAUCAGGUUGCCCUCUGAAUGCACAAAGUAUCAAGAAAAAACACCCAGAAGAAGAGAUGACUAUCAAAGUUAAAGCUAGCACCGGUGUGGAAAAUAAGGAUGACAUUCAACACUUGGAUCAUGAAAUAAAAGAACUAAACGAUUCCAACAUGAAAAUUGAAGCUGACAUGAUGCAGCUCCAAACCCAGCAGAUUUCAUCGAUGGAAUGUAACCUGAAGACAAUUGAGGAGGAGAACAAGAUGAUCGAACAGCACAACGACAGCCUCUUGAAGGAGCUCGCACGCCUUAGCCAAGCCCUCAUCAACAGCCUAACAGACAUCCAGCUGCCUCAGAUGGGACCCAUCAGCGAGCAUAAUUUCGAAGCCUAUGUGAACACAUUAACUGAUAUGUACAACAACUCGGAGCAUGAAUACUCUCCAGAGUGCAAGGCUCUCCUGGAUAAUAUCAAACAGGCUAUAAAGGGCAUCCAUGUUUAAGCAGUAGGACCCAGGGGUUUCUUUGACUUGGGAUAAUGGCACUAGAUAGCUCUAUUUCACACAGAGUACAGGCCUGGCUGCAUGUACCUAUACGACAAGGCUUUUGGAAGUGUGGGGAGCUUUUCCACAUACACUGCACUGAGAACAUUACCAGCCAGACGCUUUUACUGUUUCUGCAUUCACACCCCAUCUUCAUCCUAGUCACACGUUUACCCCUCAUGCACUUAAUAAUUACGUUAUAAUUUUUGCUUGAUUUUAAUCUCUAUGUGAUCAUGUCAUUCUUAUAUUAUCACUAUUUAUUAUUAUAUUUGUCCAUCUAUGUAUUUAUUUCCCAGUUUUAUUUAUUUUGACAGGUGUAAAUCUCUCCUAUCAAAGUUUGUUCUGCACACUGUAGAAGCACAUUCCAAUUAUAUGGCACAACUGCGCCAUCUAGUGUUGAAAACAUAUAUCAAUAUUAUUAUUAUUAUU